Molecule: messenger RNA, 654 nt
Organism: Striga hermonthica
Lineage: Eukaryota; Viridiplantae; Streptophyta; Magnoliopsida; Lamiales; Orobanchaceae
Source: the annotation of a GenBank genome assembly
AUGAAUGUUGUGAAGGUGCCAUUGGUCGAACCUCGUGCAAUAGCUAAUGGCAUCUCAGUGUGGAAUUGGCAUGGCUCUGCCUUUGACGAGGGCGACGAGGUAGCAGCGUGGUUCUCAAACUAUCUGGAGAAACCGAGUCGUCUUGUUCGUUUUAAUGAAGAAUCAGAAUCAAGGGCUGUAAUGUCUGAACUUUGUGUAGGCCACGCCAUCAGAUUUUCUGAUGCAUAUCCCUUCCACCUCCUAUCCCAAAGUUCAAUGGACGCACUAAAUUCCCAGCUUUCGGAACCUGUGCCUGUCAACCGGUUCCGACCCAAUCUCCUUAUUGAUGGCUGUGAACCUUUUUCUGAGGAUUUGUGGAAUGAAGUAGAAAUAAAUGGCCUGACGUUCAGUGCGGGUGAGCUUUGCUGGCGCUGCAAGAUUCCCACAAUUAAUCAAGAUACGGCAGUAGGAGGAUCUGAGCCAAACGAGACUCUCAAGAAUUUCCGGUCUGGCAGAGUAUUGUUUCCUAACAAGGAAAAACAGCGUGGAAGGGUUUACGUGGGUACAUUUAUGGUCUGCUCAAAUGAUACUGCGGAAACUGAGAAGGCAAUUAGAGUGGGUGAUCACAUUCAUGUGUUGAAGACAUUCUCCUCGUAUGCAGAGUGUCCCGUUUAG